Messenger RNA from Neltuma alba, 1361 nucleotides. RefSeq names its product BAG family molecular chaperone regulator 2-like. The transcript is spliced from 2 exons. Bases 135 to 611 code for a protein of 158 amino acids. Gene Ontology annotation, molecular function: protein binding. The record is from RefSeq and is a predicted model, not a curated record. Lineage: Eukaryota; Viridiplantae; Streptophyta; Magnoliopsida; Fabales; Fabaceae.
UUCUUGCUUCCAUCUUUGUCCUUUUCCACGCUUUCUAGCUGGUAUUUAUAUAUGUAACCCGUUUGCCUCUCCAUCUUCAUCUUCACCAACCUGGUUUUUCCUCUUCUACAAAGCUCAGAGACAGACAGAGAAAGAUGAUGAAACUAAGAUCCAUGAGGUUUAGCAGAAGCAGUUCCAAGCUGAGCAGGGGAAACAGAGCAGCCCCAUCAGAGAAGGAUUGCAGGAGCAUGGGUGAAAUCAAAUGGGAGCUUCGUCCAGGUGGCAUGCUUGUUCAGAAAAGGGACACCAGUCAAAAUGCAGGAGAGGGACUCAUCACCAUUAGAGUUUCAACUGUGUCUCACUGGCAUGACAUUUCCAUCGAAGCUACUUCAACUUUUGGGGAAUUAAAGAUGAUAUUGUCACUGAUAACUAAGAUGGAGCCCAGAGAGCAGAGGGUCUUGUUCAAAGGCAGAGAGAGAGAGGAUGAAGAAUACCUACACAUGGUUGGUGUUAGAGACAAGGACAAGGUUCUCUUGCUACAAGAUCCAGCCAUCAAGGAGGAGAAGAAGCUGCUUGGUCUUGCAGGAAGAAGCCAACCCAUUAACACUUCUUGUCGUACCAUCAGUGUAUGACUAAUUUAUGUUUAAUUAAACUGUGAUUAGGUACUAACCACCAGAGAAAAGUGAAGAUUGCCGAAUAUUAUGAUAUGCAUCUUUCUUCUCUUUGUCUUAGAUUACGAAACUAUGAUAUUAAUGUGUACUUAUAUUCCGUCGGUUUGAGGCUUUGUUCAAUUAAAAAAAAAAAAAAAACUGUGUAAGUUAAUGCAAUGCGGUGUCAGUAUGGAGGGUUUGCCCUGUUCUUAUACAAGUGUUGAUUUCUUUCGGAUUACAUGUGAAUAUAAUAUCAUGAGUACAUGAUAGCCUUUGUCUUGUAUCCAAUUACAUAAACCCACGCGUGCACGCAGACACAGAACAAAGGGAAUGACAAAGCUAAAGCUAAAGUUGUAAGCGGAAGUUCAGCUAAGCUUGGGGACGCAGCUUGAUCAGAAAAGGAUCAUGGAUCUUUAGGCUAUAAAGUUGAAGUAGUUGGGUCCUGUAAUUAAGUGCAUACAGCUUGUUUCAUUGAGAUAAUAAUAGGGUCAAAAAAGUAAGGUGAGAGACGUGAGGCACAAGAGGUCCCAUGAGAGGGAGGGCCAGAGGCAUCUUCAUCUUUCUUGGGAAGCAGCUUCAAAGGAUUCCUCCUUGUUCUUGGUAUCAGAAUGAACCGCUUUAAAGUUGCAUCCAAGCCUUUUUCAUCUGAUUCUGUGUACGAGUUCUGCUUACACUCACGAGAAUCCUAGAAUAAAGCUUGCCAUUGAUAUGCUUUCUUUUUGUGUCCCCUCA